Diprion similis is the source of this 3146-nucleotide messenger RNA. It is a transcript of the gene ABCB7, whose product is annotated as iron-sulfur clusters transporter ABCB7, mitochondrial. Gene Ontology annotation, biological process: transmembrane transport; intracellular iron ion homeostasis. Gene Ontology annotation, molecular function: ATP binding; ATP hydrolysis activity; ABC-type transporter activity. The record is from RefSeq and is a predicted model, not a curated record. The coding region runs from base 78 to 2291 and encodes 737 amino acids. NCBI's taxonomy places the organism in Eukaryota, Metazoa, Arthropoda, Insecta, Hymenoptera, Diprionidae. Gene Ontology annotation, cellular component: mitochondrial inner membrane. The transcript is spliced from 11 exons.
UUCACAAUCAGUCUCGAGCACACCACGGUCUCGAGAGUUGAGACGAGGGGAAACGGAUCGGGCUUCGCGUGGCGAGGAUGUUGGGGUUCACUUUAUGGAAUCGUCUUCUAAAAUCUGGGCUAAAUGACAGAGAACUUUGGAUAAAAACUGUCAAAUUUUCGUCCUGUGCCGCGAGACCUGUCCUUUUGUACAGAGGUUCGACACACAGGUAUCACCUUCGUGGAUCGCCUAUUACAGUAAUCGGACUAAGGUACUGUAGUGGCAAUGUCAUCGACCGAGCGCAAAAGAAGAAAAAUGUACCACAAUCAAAACCUGUGGUCACACCGGUUAAAAUUCUAUCGGUAGUAACCGGUGUAACUGGUGGUAAACCGGGUCAACAAAAGCGAAACUGUUUUCACCCUGGAGCGUCGAGUAUGAGUCGAGAUGCGAUCAGCUUUGGGGAUCGACCUCCAGUCACGAGCAAAGACAUGAUUAAAGGAAUGCUCAGUUAUAUUUGGCCAAAGGAUGAUCCAGCAAUCAAGCAAAGGGUUCAAUUAGCACUGGGUCUACUAGUUGGCGCAAAAGUUUUGAAUGUUACCGUACCAUUCAUAUUCAAAUAUGCUAUUGACACAUUGAAUACUCAAAUGGUAGCGGUUGGUGGCGCACCUUUACUGAGCAUGGGAACAGCUCCCGAAACGGUGGCUACCGUAGGAACGUCUCUACUCAUCGGCUAUGGAAUAGCGCGUGCCGGUGCAGCUGGAAUAAAUGAAUUGCGAAAUGCGGUAUUUGCCAAGGUAGCGCAGCACUCGAUACGUAAAAUAGCUAAGAACGUAUUUCUCCACUUGCAUAACAUGGAUCUGGCGUUUCAUUUGGGCAGACAAACUGGUGCCCUUUCCAAGACAAUAGACCGAGGCAGUCGAGGUAUAAAUUUCGUGCUUACUGCCAUGGUGUUCAACGUUGUCCCAACGAUAUUUGAACUUGCAUUAGUGAGUACCAUUCUGGGCGUUAAAUGCGGGCCCGAGUUUGCUGCCGUCGCUCUGGGGUGCGUAGGAAUUUAUACAGCUUACACCCUGAGUGUAACGCAAUGGAGGACAAAGUUUCGCGUGUAUAUGAAUCAAGCUGAAAACGAAGCUGGUAACAAAGCGAUUGACUCCCUUAUCAAUUAUGAAACAGUAAAAUAUUUUAAUAACGAACAGUACGAAGCCGACAGAUACAACCAAUCAUUAAAGAAAUACGAAGCAGCCUCUUUAAAAACUAGUACCAGUUUAGCAAUGCUAAAUUUUGGACAGCAUGCCAUAUUUAGUGGUGCCUUGAGCUUGAUAAUGGUCUUAACCGCUAAGAACAUAGUCAAUGGAACAAUGACUGUUGGUGAUUUAGUGAUGGUCAAUGCAUUACUAUUUCAAUUAUCAGUUCCACUAGGAUUUCUUGGGUCGGUAUAUCGAGAAGUCAGACAGGCACUUAUAGAUAUGCAAACCAUGUUCACGUUAAUGAUGAUGGACAGUUCAAUCAAGAAUAAGGAAAACACCAUACCUUUUCACGUUACACCAAGUACUUCCGAAAUCACUUUUAAAAAUGUGAAGUUCCAAUACAUUGAAGGAAAACCAAUCUUUGAAGACCUGAACUUCACUAUUCCAAGUGGUAAAAAAGUUGCUAUAGUUGGUGGCUCAGGUUCAGGAAAGUCAUCUAUUGUCAGAUUACUCUAUCGGUUCUUUGAACCACAGGAAGGUGACAUAUAUAUAAAUGGCCAAAAUAUUCGCGAUGUCAAUAUGGAUGAUCUUAGAAAAUCGAUAGCCAUUGUACCUCAGGAUUCUGUGCUAUUUCACGAUACAAUAUUUUACAAUUUACAUUAUGGAAAUCUCAGUAGCACCGAAGAAGACGUACAUAAGGCGACAGAAAUGGCAAAUUUGCAUGCGUCUAUUUUGAAAUGGCCUAAAGGCUAUCAGACUCAAGUUGGAGAACGUGGAUUAAAAUUAAGUGGAGGUGAAAAACAAAGAGUGGCGAUAGCUAGGGCAAUAUUGAAAAACAGUCCGAUCUUGGUAUUCGACGAAGCUACGUCUUCCCUAGACUCAAUAACAGAACAUAAUAUUUUGGAGGCUUUAAGACGUGCAACAAUUGGACGUACAUCAAUAGUGAUUGCCCAUCGUUUGUCAACUGUUAUGGAUGCCGAUGAGAUUUUAGUCCUGGAUGGUGGAAAAUUAGUGGAGCAAGGAACACAUGGCGAAUUAAUUUCCAAACCAAAUUCUUUGUACAAUAGGCUUUGGGAAGCUCAGCACAUGGGCAUGACUCAAAAAAAAGUUGAUGCUAAUAGUUAAACUCACUGAGUGCAUGAGUUAAGUAUUACAGUCGUAAUCUGCAUUUUAAAAACUGUUCUGGCAAUAUUACAGCUUUUGCCUAGUCGGCUCAUUUGCAAACUUUGCAGCUAUAAAAUCUGCACUUUUCCGUUUUUGCUUACCAAUGAAAAUUGUUGAUGCUCACCAUCAGAAAAAUUAUUAACUAUCUUUUUUUAAUAACAUCGAUUCAAUACUGUAGAUUUUUUACAAGCUCUGUACUCAGAUUGAUAUGGAAAUAAGGUUUUAUCAGCGUUACGACUGACCUUAGUCUGGCCCUAGGACUGAGACAAUACAGUUAUCCUAUGAGAGUAUUGUAAAUAUUUUCUCCCUACGUUGUUGCACUCUAGUGAAUAUACAUAUAGAUAGUUGAUAAGAAUGUAAAUAGAGUUGUACAGAAAUCCAAGGUAUACAUCACUUUGAAAAGAAUUGGACUAUAUCAUACUACCAGAUGUUCUGGAAUGAUAUUGGCAAUUCAAUAAUUCAGACGUAAAUUAUUUAUCAAUGUAGAAAUAUAUUUUUUACAAAAUAGAUGGCUAUCAAUUGACGAAUCCUUCGAAUAUACCAUCAAUCACUGUAAUACUUUAACACCUCACACUACUUUUUCAUAAUAUAAUUAAUAAUAAGAAUCUGCAAUACACAAACCAAAACUUUCCGUUUAUCUUUUACACGCACUUCUCCAUUGAACUUCAUAAUUACAUGGGUAAUUAUUUCUCCAAAUUUUAAUAUUGUUAUGUUAUUGUUGUGCUACAGUAUAAAUUAUAUAGCUAUUAAGAUUUGAUUCUGUGUUAUGUACCAUAAAAUUCGAAGUAAUACCAAAUAAAAAAACUUGUUAUAUCA